Molecule: messenger RNA, 6369 nt
Organism: Lolium rigidum
Lineage: Eukaryota; Viridiplantae; Streptophyta; Magnoliopsida; Poales; Poaceae
Product: nuclear pore complex protein NUP1-like
Biological process (GO): intracellular signal transduction; protein autophosphorylation; peptidyl-serine phosphorylation
Cellular component (GO): nucleus; cytoplasm
Molecular function (GO): calcium-dependent protein serine/threonine kinase activity; calcium/calmodulin-dependent protein kinase activity; ATP binding
Source: RefSeq, a predicted model, not a curated record
GGUUUAACUCCAGCAGGUGCAAUGGCAAAAGGGAAGGACCCUGUCGGUACGUCGGGUGACAAGGCAUUGUCCGAAGUAGAGCAUUUGCUAAUGCGGAAAACAUUCACGAGGGUUGAGUUUGAUCGUCUCACAGACUUACUGCGUGCAAGAACUGUAGAGCCUGACUUGGCUGCACAAGGGGAACACCAUGUGGAUAAGACCGAAACAAGAACCCGAAUUGAUGGAACAGGAGGCUCCACAUCUCAUGGGAUGGCUGUAGAUCAGUCUCCGCCUGCUAAUGUUCCGAUUCGUGGUGUUACUUCCCCUGCGGAUCUUGCAAAACAAUAUAUGAGCUCCCGUUAUUUGAAAGAACCCCAACCCAGCAGUUCGCGGAGUCAACUAUUUCCUGGUAACAAAGCGGAAGCAGGCAACACUGGUUAUUACAGGGCUUCAGGAGCACCACUUGUUCAGGAGCUGAAAGAAUUUAACAAUGAAAACCCUAGACUUCCUAUGAAUGGCUAUAUGUCUUCAGGAUUACGUGGGCGUUCAGCAAUAUGUAGAAUGUCCCGCUCUCCAUAUUUUAAGGGUCCAAGCUCUUACAGUGAUAUGAAUGCUUCGCCAUUUUCAUCAUCCCACACACGAACCCCAAGUUUGGCUGGUGACGGCAGGAAGGUGUUGAAACGAAGAGCCGACUUCGAGAGUGAACUUGGAUCUGUGGGCCCCAUACGCAGAAUUCGCCAGAAGUCGAAUAUGAUGUCUCAUUCUAAAGAUGCCAAAGCGAGUCCGUGGGGAAACUUCCCUCCUAGCCGUACAAUUGGUUCAAACUUUGCUGAAGGCAGUUCACCUCAUCAGGAAUCUCCUAGUUCAAAAAGGCUAUUGCUUGAGACUGGCCAAUCUCUGCGAACUGUAGAAAAACAGAGAUAUAGCGAAGAUGGAAAAUCUUCGAGUGAUAAUGUUCCUCCUGUCCCACGUCAACCAAACAAGAUGGCUGAGAAGAUAUUUGAGCAACUUAACAUAAUAGCUCCGUCACCAAAAGACAAACAAUCUGGGCAACGAUCUGUUGCUGGGAGUCCAAGUAAAUCCAUGUCAAAACUACCUGUUUGGCAAGACAAUGGGCCAAAGGGUGUAAGUGACCCCAGUAGUUCCCGUCAAUUUCAAGAUCUGGAUGGGGAUCGCCCCAAUGAUUCAGAUCUGAAUGGUUCCACAUUGAACAAGGACAAGCUGAAGAAAGAUGGAUCAUCAAAAGUUCCUUCCAACAUGUUUCAGGAUUCAGUCAACAAAGAAAUCAAGUCUGAUCAUGUUGCUACGUUUAAUAAGCCUGCCAUUUCGUGUAAUUCAGUUUCUGCUACUACAUCACGGAAGCCAGGCUUUAAAAUGGCUGUUUUUGAGGAUUUAUAUGAGCUUGAUGAUGACCAGGAGGCCCCUGUCCAAUCAAAGAAUUCGGUUAUUGGGACAGAGGUGAAGACAACUGAGCAGAAGUUUAACUCGAAGAUAAAUGAGCGGAAAGUUCAACUUAAUAAAUCUGAGCAGAAAGUGGAAUCAACCUUUUCAAAGGAGAAUGCUAUCAGUUCUUCAGUUAGUGAGCAGCCUAGAACAUCCACAUCAAAAGAUGUCUCUUCAUCAGGCUUGUUUUCGUCCAGUAAUCCUGAAAAGAAGGACACCUCUCAUGUUCCUGCAAAUAACAACAUUGGUUUUACAUUUCCACAUGUACCUCCUGGGGACAAUACUGAGGCUACUGGUUCAGCAGUUCCACUUGCUUCAAAUAAAGAUAAUAAACAGACCAGUGCUUCACCCUUUAUGUUUGGCGCGAAGCCGUCCAGUACAUCAGAUCUGGAAACAUCGACAACUGCUGGUGUAAAAACCGAAGGAAGACUUGGGGAGAGUGUCACCAAGCCCACAUCAUUGGAGAACACUAAUUUAGAGAGAAGGAACGGAAGGGAAAGAGCAGGAGAUGUCCAUAAAUCACCUGACAAGGUGUUACCUACAACUUCACCAACAUCGACUCCACCUCUCCAUUUUGCUUCUGCUGCAUCUACACCAAGCCUGAGCAAUGGCUUGUCGCAUGCAUCACCACCAAAGCUAUCAAAUGUCACACCCACUGAUAAACCUGCUGUUAGCCCAGCUCCGUCCACAAACAUUGCCAGCUUUGCUGUAUCCAGUAGCAGUCCACCUAUUUCAUCACCAGUUCCUGCAUUUCCAACUUUCAAAUUUGGCUCCAGCACUUCAGCAGUAGCAGCAGCUAAAUCAGAGAGCACAUCUACAGAGACAAAGCCAGCUAGCACUUCAUUCUUCGGUACUGUGGGCACUUCAACUGAAGGCAAAUCUGUAGCCCCAGAACCAGCCAGCAAGACAUCAUCAAAUCUGAAUAGUGCAUUCAAUUUCUCAUCAAAUGUCACAACCUUUUCGAGUUCUCCACUCACAUCCUCUUCUACUUUCUCGAGCACUGCAACAUUUUCGUCUUCUCCUGUUCCGUCUUCAGGUGUUGGAAUUGCGUCAACUAAUUCUGCACCAUCUACUACAAUGGCAACUACACCUGGUGUCCAGUCUGCUUCAGCACCAGCGUUUGCAUUCUCGAGCUCAGGAAACAGCAUGUUUGGGUUCAGCUCUCCAGCUCAAUCUACUGGUCUGAGCACAACUGUUGGUGGCAGUACUUCUCAAGCAUCUGCUGCUAGCACGAUCUUUGGUAGCAAGCUGCCACAGCCACAGGGCACAAUGUCACAGAGUUCGGCCACACAGUUUAGUUCUUCAUUCCCGACUGUGGCUACCGGAGCGGCAGCUUCAUCAUCUGGUCUAGGUACUGUGUCUUUUGGAGCGGCGGGGGCAUCCUCAUCAGGUCCAGGAAGUGUUUCUGUUGGGGUAGCAGCUUCCUCAUUUAGCCCUGGUCUCUUCUCGUUUGGAGCAGGGAUUCCGUCAUCUGGUCCUGGGACCGUGGGGUCUUUUGGAGCGGCACCUUCCUCAUCUGGACCUGGGACUGUGUCUUUAGGGGCGACAACUUCCUCUUCUGGGCCUGUGUUUGGUAAUUCACCAUUUGGAUCUGGAGCUGCAUUUUCAGCAGGUAGCUCUUCUGCAGCCUCGUCCUUAACAGCGGCAAGUACAAGUAUGUUCAGCAGCAGCACCACGGCUUCAUCGCCCGCUGCUUUCAGCAACCCAUUUGGUUCAACUCCGUCCCCUCCCAGCACGUUUACAUUUGGCCAAACAGCAUCUUCAGGGGGUGCCUUUUCAUUUGGAGCGAAGUCAGCGCCAGCUUUCUCAUCCCCAAGUCCUCAAGUUUAUUCAUUUACCUCGGGAAGCAUGAAUUCAUCCACACCGCAGCCUGUAUUUGGGGCGACAAAUGCCAACACGGGCUUCGGAACGGGUUCUCCUGGAAAUGAUCAGAUGAACAUGGAAGACAGCAUGGCAGAUGACACCAAUCAAGCAGCGCCACCGCAAGCGUCUGCACCGGUAUUUGGCUCUUCGAUAUUUGGGCAGCCAGGAAAUUCACCCGCUGCUCCAGUAUUCGGGCAGCCAGGAAGUUCACCCGCUGCUCCGGUAUUUGGUGCUCCAGCUGCCCAGCAGCCUGCCGGAGUUUUUCAGUUUGGCGGUCAGCAAGGCUCGGUGCAGCAGCAGAACCCGUCCUUCGCACCUGCUGGUGGUAGCCUGGAGUUUCAGGGUGGGAACUUCUCGUUGGGCAGCACGGGUGGUGGUGACAAGUCGGGCAGGCGGAUCAUCAAGGCCAAAAGGACACAAAGGAAGAAAAGACGGAAGAUGAUUGGUAGGGUCAUACAAGUUUUCCAGCAUCGAAGCUGUUCCCACUCGGUAUAUCUCAAUGGAGGCUGGGAUUCACACCUCAAGCUUGAGUUCGCCAACGAUGGCAGCGUUGACUUCAACGCAUCGUCGAUCCUGCUAGCUUCCCGCGAUCCAGCUGAUCUCCUGCCGUUUGGAAGAGCUCCCUUGAGCGAAGGAAUAUACGUCCGCUGCGGCGCAGAGGAUCACGAGGGCCUUCGUGCUGCUUCUUGGAUCCGUGCCGGGUACUGUCCCGUCCCGGCGAUCUAUAAAGAUUCGAGCUCUCUCCGUCUUGUCUGCUUCGAUCACGAGCAGCAGCGGCAGCAGCAAGCGAUGGGCAACACGUGCGUUGGCCCCAGCAUGGGCAAGAACGGCUUCUUCCACUCCGUCUCCACCGCGCUCUGGCGGGCGCGCCCCGAGGGCGACGCGCUGCCGCCCGCCGGCACCGCUAAUGGCGUCGCGGACCAGGCACCACCGCCCACGGACGUGCCUCUCACCGUCCACAGCAUACGCAAGGCGCCCGAGCCGGUCAAGAUCGCCUCCACCACCACCACCACCAAGGCUGCAGAGCCGGCACCCAAGCCCGCCUCCUCGGCCGCGGCGGAGCAAGAGGCCAAGUCGUCCUCGGCGGAGUACAGCUCCAACGACUCCACCUCCAACUCCGGUGACGCCGCCCGCCCACCGGCAGCGCACCGUCCCAAGGUACCCCCGGUGAAGCGCGUCUCCAGCGCGGGGCUCCUCGUGGGCUCGGUGCUCAAGCGCAAGACGGAGAGCGUCAAGGAGAAGUACAGCCUGGGGCGCCGCCUCGGGCAGGGCCAGUUCGGCACCACCUACCUGUGCGUCGAGCGGUCCAGCGGCAAGGAGUACGCCUGCAAGUCCAUCCUCAAGCGCAAGCUGGUCACCGACGACGACGUGGAGGACGUGCGGCGGGAGAUCCAGAUAAUGUACCACCUGGCGGGCCACCCCAGCGUCAUCUCCAUCAAGGGCGCCUACGAGGACGCCGUCGCCGUGCACCUCGUCAUGGAGCUCUGCGCCGGCGGCGAGCUCUUCGACAGGAUCGUGCAGAAGGGGCAUUAUACCGAGAGGAAGGCGGCCGAGCUCGCCAGGGUCAUCGUCGGCGUCGUCGAGGUCUGCCACUCCAUGGGGGUCAUGCACCGGGAUCUCAAGCCCGAGAACUUCUUGUUUGUUGACCAGACGGAGGAGGCCGCGCUCAAGACCAUCGACUUUGGCCUCUCCGUAUUCUUCAGGCCUGGUCAAAUAUUCACUGACGUUGUCGGAAGCCCUUACUAUGUCGCACCGGAAGUCCUGAAGAAGAAAUACGGCCCGGAGGCUGACGUGUGGAGCGCCGGUGUGAUCAUCUACAUCCUCUUGUGCGGUGUGCCGCCAUUCUGGGCAGAGAACGAGCAGGGUAUAUUCGAAGAGGUUUUACAUGGGAAACUUGACUUCCAGUCAGAUCCAUGGCCAAGCAUCUCUGAAGGUGCCAAAGAUCUCGUGAGGAGAAUGCUUCUCAGGGACCCCAAGAAGAGAUUGACCGCGCACGAAGUUUUGCGGCAUCCAUGGGUGCAGGUUGGUGGUUUGGCUCCUGACAAGCCCCUGGAUUCGGCCGUUCUAUCCCGAAUGAAGCAAUUCUCGGCCAUGAACAAGCUGAAAAAGAUGGCUCUCAGGGUGAUUGCCGAGAACUUGUCCGAGGACGAGAUCGCCGGCCUGAAGGAAAUGUUCAAGAUGAUAGACUCAGACAACAGCGGCCAAAUCACGUAUGAAGAACUCAAGGUCGGUCUGAAGAAGGUGGGGGCCAACCUCCAGGAGUCCGAGAUCUACGCGCUCAUGAAAGCCGCUGACGUUGACAACAGCGGUACGAUCGACUACGGCGAGUUCAUCGCGGCGACACUGCACCUGAACAAGGUGGAGCGGGAGGACCACCUGUUCGCGGCGUUCCAGUACUUCGACAAGGACGGCAGCGGCUACAUCACCCCCGACGAGCUGCAGCUCGCCUGCGAGGAGUUCGGCCUCGGCGACGACUCGGUUCACCUCGACGACAUGAUCAGAGAAGUCGACCAGGACAACGACGGUCGGAUAGACUACAACGAGUUCGUGGCGAUGAUGCAGAAGCCCACGCUGGGGCUGCCCAAGAAGUCCGGGGCCGGGCUGCAGAACAGUUUCAGCAUCGGGUUCAGGGAGGCGUUGAGAAUUUCUUGAUUCUUGAAGGAGGAGCUAGGUAGUGCGUGCUUCUUCUGUUCUUCUUGUACUCGGUCGGACACUAAUUUGUGCUCGUCCAAGACGGUUCUUGUAGAGAAAUUGUGACUUUGUGGGGGCGAUCUGCAUUUCGUAGCGAUGAAAUGAAUGGCAGCUCCUGGCUGGCGAGUAGCGGAGGAUCGGGACGUGUGUGUAGAGGCAAGGCAGGCAGGCAGGCAGACAUGGUCAUUAUUUGUCACUCCUGGAUGGGUUCAAUUGUGUAUUACUAAUAAACCACAGAAAGAUUUUUUACCUCCUUGUAUACAGUACAGUUAGCAGUAUAGUAGUAUGCUACUCUUUUUUUUUUUUUCGUUAGAGCAUCUCUCCGUUAGGAGUAAAAUCUCACUCAAAAAGACUUUUUGAUGAGGAGAGAGAAAUAUUUGUUUGUGUAUUAAA